AUUCGAGUGUGGCAACCCCACUGCUAAAUUACCUCCAAAACACCCAAUCAGAAACCUAAUUUGGAGUGUGGUUCAGAUCAUUUCCCUUUCACCAAGAUUUCUCAAAAUUCCCUAAAUCCUCUGUAAUUUCAAUUCCAAACCCUAAACCAGUACAGAUUUCAAUUUUUGUUUCUUAUAUAUGUAUUGGAGUGGGAAUUAUGGGGUUUUUUAAAAAGCUCGCCGGGUUGUUAGGGUUCGCUAAAGAUGAAGACCACCUGCACCACAACGACGCCGCUGAUGACAACGACGACGCCGCCGCUCCGGUGUCUUCGCCCUUGGCGGCUGCGGCGGCGGCAGCCGCGGCAACAGCUUCAGCUCAUCAUCUUCCGCGCAGAGGCUUCAGUGUCCCCGUUCAAGUACCCGUCGAGCGGGCCGCACAGCCUCCACUACUCGUAUUCUGCCCUGCCGGAGACGGCGGAGUUCAGGGGUUGAGAUGGUACACAAGGCGCCUUAGAAUAGACGAAGAUGGAGAUGUUGCAGAUGAGUUCCUUGAUGAGGUGUCACCAGAUACAUCAACGAGCAUGGAAGAAAAUGAUCGACCGUUACCAAGAUUUCAAGUCAAGUACAGCACUAAACCUGCUAAAGUGAAGAAUCUUGCACUAUUACCCAAUGGUAAAAUUCAACAUCUCGUGGAGUACCAGGGCAAGCUGGAGUGGAUGUAAAAAUGACCCUUUUGAGAAGCAAUCAGUCAAUUUAUCGGACUGGUUUCUUUCAUUGUCUUGAUGGUGGCCCAAAUUUGUCUUAACACUUACUUUGCUGUAUUACGAGACGUUUAGGGGUAACUGUGGAUCUGCUGUUUGUGGAUAUUCUUCUUUAAUAUUGUCUCGUCUGAUUAAAGUUCUUCAGUUUCCGAGGCAAUGCGCCCCAAAAUUGUAACUUCAAAUUCCAUAUAUAUUUCUAUACAGGCCAUUGAAAGACGAAUAUCAAUUUUUACAUGUUAUGUCGUUUUUGUU
Molecule: messenger RNA, 992 nt
Organism: Erythranthe guttata (spotted monkey flower)
Lineage: Eukaryota; Viridiplantae; Streptophyta; Magnoliopsida; Lamiales; Phrymaceae
Product: phospholipid hydroperoxide glutathione peroxidase
Source: RefSeq, a predicted model, not a curated record